GUUCAGUCAAGUUUUGAGCCUCAGCGGCAACAGUACAUACAAGAGAUGGCCAAACGGUAUAGCCAAUCGAUAAUGAAUUACUCCCUGAUAUUGGCCAUUGUGGUCCUGAGCCUGUGCCUGGGUCAUUUGCAGGGGGCUGCCAUUCUUUGCGGUUCGGAUAGUGAAGCUAGUGUAGCCUCAAAAUCUGUAGAGGAAUCGUUAGAUUCAACAGUGGUCACACCCACCAAAAAGCCAAGUGAACUAAACAAAUUGUUGCACACAGUCCAAUGCAGUUUGGAGAAGGCUAAACCCUGGAUAGAGAACAUUGAGAAGGAAGCCAAAAAUUUGGAGGAGACGGCCAAGCGUGUGGGACUUCGGAUUGUUCAUAGUUUUGGCGACAUAAUGGAUUCAUUCCUGGAAACAGUUGGCCAAAGGAAACCGCUGACCAGCACCACACAAAAGCCUGAAAUUGAAGAAUUCAGUGUUGGAGAGAGUUCCAGUCCAAGCUCCAGUGCCACUGCCCCCUCAUCCACUGCAGAGAGUGUUACAGUGGAGUCGACGGAGUCGCCACUGAUCAAUGCCAACGAUGCUGAGAAUGAGAUUCUUGGCCUCAAAUAGUAUCUUUUGGAUACUUUUUUGUGCAUUACCAUUUAUCUAGUAAUUGUAUAUUAUUUAUUUAGCCAUAGAUCAAGUUUCCCAAGCUUAGCCAAUAAAUGCAAACCGAGAGCAAAAGAAAGAGAAAAAUUAUGGGUGGAAAGACAGAGAGAGAGAGAGAGAGAGGUAAAUGAGGCAAUUGAAGCUUUUGAGACAAAAGCUUUUAUUUCUCCCUCCCUCAGAAACAUGAAACAUUUCAAAUCGUUUUGUUUGUCAGCUGUUUAUAAUUCUCCUCAAUUUCGGGUUCAAUCAUGUGAUCCCCAUAUGAGUCAUAUAGUUUAGAUACAAUAGAUACAACUUCUGGUCACUCAGAUUGCGGCUUUAAUUGAAUAAUAAAUAAAUUCAAAAACGUAAACAUAGUUUAGAUUCAUCCCAUAUUGAGUCAUAUCCUAAAGAUUGACAUUAAUUUCAAUGACUUGCGACAAAAACCAGACGAUCAUUUUUCAUCAUUAGGAAACUGAAUGGGAAAGAAAGAAACUCUUUACCUUUUCCUUAAAAGUAGAUACCGAAUGAAGGACAUAGCAAUUGUCAAUUACUAUUAAAGCUAUCGAGAGUCUAGGAAAUUAAAUGACUUCUUGUAGAAAGAAACUAUAUUUGGCCAAAAUCUAUGCCAUCUCAAUAAAUGAAUAUGGGUAAUGGUGGAAAGAGA
Messenger RNA from Drosophila willistoni, 1282 nucleotides. RefSeq lists its product as uncharacterized. Lineage: Eukaryota; Metazoa; Arthropoda; Insecta; Diptera; Drosophilidae. The coding region runs from base 46 to 597 and encodes 183 amino acids. The transcript has a single exon. The record is from RefSeq and is a predicted model, not a curated record.